Messenger RNA from Tachysurus fulvidraco (yellow catfish), 1438 nucleotides. RefSeq names its product glycophorin C (Gerbich blood group) (gene gypc). The transcript is spliced from 7 exons. Lineage: Eukaryota; Metazoa; Chordata; Actinopteri; Siluriformes; Bagridae. Bases 545 to 892 code for a protein of 115 amino acids. The record is from RefSeq and is a predicted model, not a curated record. Gene Ontology annotation, cellular component: cortical cytoskeleton; membrane.
AAAAGAAAAAAAAAAAAAAACACGCACUAGUUCACAUGCAGCUCAUCAGACCUAACCACACACACACACACACACACACACACACUGUUAGAAGAAGGUUAGUUUAAAGUAGCAGGAUCUGAGCUUGCAGUCCUGUCUUUUAUUCCUCUCUUAAACCGGAAAAGUCACUUCCUAACGUGUUCGACCGUCUAAGAAAGCAUUUCCUGUGCAAAAGGAAGCGACGACUUGUUGCAAGGCGAUUCAGAGAGGUCAGUUGGAGCGAACGCGCUGAUGGCGUACAAGUCAAACAACUAACAGGUCGGACAACCUCGAAGCCUUUCGGCUGAAAGCAAAUAACAGACUGGAGUGAGUGUGAUAAAGCACUACGUCGGUCUCUCGGUUCCAUUUUCUCUCCGUCAUAACCAACGGCGAGGCUAAAGCUUUAAACAAACGACAGGCUGUCCCCUUCAAUCUUUCUCCUGGACAUUUCCUCACAUGCUCCUGAGGCCCGACUCGACGAGAAUGGCAUCUAAUACGACUGGCUCCAUAACGCCGGCUCUCAAAAAUGAGGUGCUUUCAACACUAUGUUCAGCGACUGGACAUGUGCGUGGAUGUUCAAAUGGUGACCUGGAUUAUCAACUACCAUACAGGUGCGAGCCCAGUUACCGAGGGAGCCGCUGAUGAAAACGGCAGCUACUUCAACGUGAUCAUCGGUGCCGUCAUCGCUGCGGUAGUCCUGGUCUUCAUCUGCCUGCUCUUGGUGCUCUUUCGCUACAUGUACAGACACAAGGGCACCUACCACACUAACGAGGCCAAGGGCAGCGAAUUCGCCGAGACGGCAGACGCGGCACUGCAGGGAGAUCCGGCACUUCAAGACGCCGUGGACGAAAGCAAGAAGGAGUAUUUCAUAUGAGCCUUACUGUAUAUAGACCGAAUACGGAAAGCCAUGCCUUAAAAACUUUCAAACCGAUCUGAUCUCAGCAGGUCACAGGGUUGAGUUCACCUCCCCAAAGCAUAUACAGUCAUUAUAUUAUAUUCAUUAUAAUGGAAUAUACAAAAACUUUGAGAAGACUUUGGGUAAAUAUUUUGCUUAGCAUCUCUCCCAAUGAUGUUAAGCAUUAAGCAAGUGCAGAUCAGAUGGCUGACGAAUUGUGACACAAAUCAAGGUAAAUGAAGGUAAAAGCUGGAAUAUGAAAUGACUAUCAAGUAGCCAAAGAGUUUUUCAGCAACUGACUAUAACACUGUGGACAAAGUGUGCGAUAUCGUUCGACUGCAAAUGAGAUUCAAUCAUUUAAUGUGUUCCGGCUUAUUGCUUGACAAUCAGUGUUUAAAUGGCAAUCAUUAAUUAAUCAGCCAUACAAUAAUUGUAUGUAGUAUUUCUUUGUUUUGUUUUUUAUGUACAUCACCAGGCCAAAUUUUUAAAUGAUUAAAGUGUCUGAGGUUAAACCUCACAAAGGUA